UUAAUUUUGUUAUUUAUUUAAUUGAAGUGCUUUAAGUAACAUAUACAAGUAUUGUGUUGGUUACUUAACAAUACCUCCGUUAUAGUUUAAGUCAUAACAUCUAACUACAACAAUCAAAGGAUUUUAAUUGUUGUGAGAGAAUAUAAUUAAAAUAUACAAAAUCAUCAUGAAAUAUUUAGUGUUUUUAAUUAGUUUAGUGCUACCAACAUUAAUUUUAGCUCAAGAUGAAGAUGGCUGUUUUGAUUGGCUUCCAAAAUGUACAAUGUAUGGUAAUCCAGAUUUUUCAAAAUGCUCAACCGAUUCUAUAGACCAUUUAAUGGGCGCAUUGUUUGAUGGCAAAUUAAAACAAUUCGGCGUUGAGGAUUUAAAACAUUUAACGAUACCUAAAAUUGCUUUUAAUGAAGGCAAUCCAAAAAGUCCAGUAGUAUUAAAUGCUGAAUUAACAAAUGCUGUUAUUACUGAUAUGGAAUCGAUAAAAAUUUUGAAAAAUGAUGUCCAUAAUGAAACAUUACAAUUCGAUACCGAUAUUUUAAUACCAAAAAUGCGAAUUGAUGGUAAUUACAAGGCCACUGGACGAAUUUUAAUUGUACAAUUGAAUGGUGGAGGUGACAGUUGGUUCGAAAUUGGUAAUAUUAAAUGUCAUUUAAAAUGUGAUGCUGGAUUAAAGACCAAAAAAGGCGUAGACUAUUAUGACGUAAAAGACUGUAGUAUAGAAUAUACUUUUGAUAAAUUGAAAUUUUAUUUAAAUAAUUUGUUUAAUGGCCGUAAAGAUGUUGAGGAACAAACCAAUAAGUAUUUGAAUGAAAAUAGUCGUGAAGUUGCUGAGAUAAUCAAACCGGUAAUUCGUGAGACAAUUGAAAAAGUUUUAACACAUUAUUUACGAUUAUGUAUGAAUAAAAUACCAUCCAAAUGUUUUGUUGUGGAUUUAAAAAGUGUGGAUUAUUAUAAAUCAAUUAAAAAACAAUAAUUUCAACUGUAUGCUUGUUUGUUGAUGCAAAGGCGUAUCUUAGAAAAUCGAAUCUUGACUGAUUCUCAACUUACUCAAGAAUCGUAAUAGUUUUAAGUGAUAUAUUUAGAUCCGGCCACAUUUAUGGCAAACAUUCGUUGUGAAAAAAAAAUCACGCAAACGUUUGUCAAAUUUGUGAUCGGGUUGUUUGGUUUGGUGUCUUUAUAUAUAAAAAAUAUUGAUUGUUCGUCAAACUCCGAACAAUUCGGUCACAUACUGAAUAUGCAUAAUAUUAUAAAAUGUGAUAUUUGCCGCAUGUGUGGCCCGGUUCUUAUAUACUUUUUAAAAAUGUUAUGUUUGUCUUAAUAUUUUUGAAAAGUUCUGUAUACAUGAUUUGUACUUAGAUGAAUAAUAAAUAUUAU
Molecule: messenger RNA, 1368 nt
Organism: Chrysoperla carnea
Lineage: Eukaryota; Metazoa; Arthropoda; Insecta; Neuroptera; Chrysopidae
Product: protein takeout-like
Exons: 5
Coding region: 167-967 (266 amino acids)
Source: RefSeq, a predicted model, not a curated record